UGUCACUUCACAUUGAUGUUACGCGUUUUGUGCCGAACAAAAAAUUUCCGAACGAAUUAUGUGAUGUCGAUUGUGUACACGGCAUAAUUUUUGUCAAUUUUUUUUCAUAAAAUGUAAAGUGAAUAAUAACAUUGUAACAAUAACAAAACAAAUCAUGGCAUUCGUGAGUGCCGUAACCGGAGAUGAUUCAACAAAGAAGUUCAUGGAAGUCCUUCAGAACGACUUUAAAAAUUUAAGUUUGGAGACCAAGAAGAAAUAUCCUCAGAUAAGAGAGGCUUGCGAUGAAGCUAUAGAAAAAUUGUCUUUAGCCUCUAAUAAUCCACAAGCUUCACUGUAUGGUGUUGUUAAUCAAAUAUUGUAUCCAUUGGUGCAAGGUUGUGAAUCAAAAGAUUUGAAAAUUAUUAAGUUCUGCCUAGGGACUAUCCAGCGGUUAAUAGCUCAGCAAGGGAUAGACGCGAAAGGCGCAAGGCAUGUGGUGGACUGCUUGUACAAUCUAGGCCAGGCCGGGGUCUUAGAGCUAAAGUUGCUUCAAACUGCUGCUCUGUUGAUGACUACCUCUGAUUUGGUACAUGGAGACACGUUGGCACGGACAAUGGUGAUGUGUAUGAAGAUGGUAUCUACAACGGAGACAAGGGAUAUUAGCACGAGUCACGCCGCAGCCGCCACUGUGAGGCAGCUCGUCGCCUUAGUGUUUGAGAGGGCACUUGCUGAGGCAGAUGGUAAUCUAAAAGUGAAUCCGGCCGAUGUUAGAUUGCAGAGUAAUAACAAAGCGCCAAAGGACCUCAAACCGUGUGCCGUUGAUGCCUAUCUUAUUUUGCAAGAUAUAAUUCAGUUAAUAAACGGUGACGCCGCCCACUGGCUCGUCGGCAUAUCGGAUGUGCCCAAGACAUUCGGCCUGGAGUUACUGGACACAGUACUUACUGACUUCUCACCGGUUUUCUUCAAGAUAUCCGAGUUCAGGUUCCUGUUGAAGGAGCACGUUUGCGCGCUGAUAAUCAAACUGUUCUCACCGAACGUCAAGUACAGGGCUGCGUUGACGGCCCUGCACAUCCCAGGGGCCGCGGGUGCGAACGGGGGCGGAACACCCGAGCGCCCGCACUUCCCCGUCACGAUGAGGCUACUCAGACUCGUCUCAGUGAUCCUGCACAAAUACCACUCUUUACUUGUGACGGAGUGCGAAAUAUUUCUGUCGCUGACGAUAAAAUUUCUAGAUCCCGACAAGCCGUUAUGGCAGCGAGCCUUAGCUCUAGAAGUUUUACACAAGAUGACAAUACAGCCAAAGCUGCUGAAGUCGUUCUGCGACUGCUACGACAUGAAGCCGCACGCCACCAACAUCUUCCAGGACAUCGUGAACGCGCUGGGCGCCUACGUGCAGAGCCUGUUCGCGUCGCCAGGAGCGGCCGCGCCCCCCGGUACAUCGGCGAUACCCCAGCAAUCGGGGUUCUACUGCAAGGGAGUCUGGCUGCCGCUCUGCGUCACAUUCGAGCGUGGUACAGCCAAGGCUGUCUACAUAGAGAUGCUGGAUCGAACCGAGGCCCCCACGAUCCAAGACGGAUACGGCAUCUCCGUCGCCUACGCGUGCUUGAUGGAGAUCAUACGUUCCAUAGCCAUAACCGUGGAGGGGUCCGAGUACUUCAGGUUACAAGAAAUGUAUGAAGAUCUUCAUGACGGCGAUGAAAAAGAACUCAAUUCAAAUAAAACUAACACAGACACGGCCACGACGGAGCAGAACUUAACCAGUAACGGGCACAGCGUCGAAGCUGAUCAGAAUUCGAACGUAGUUCAAGCGGCCUCCGACGAUAGCGACAAAGAAACGGAGCUGAGAUUACAGUUGUUAAAGUCUUCGUGGUGCGGCCUGGUGUGGGGCUUGUCAGUGCUGGCCGACGCGAGCAUCGGCGAGCUGGAGAACAUACUGCGCGCCAUACAGACGCUGGCCAGGGUCAGCGGCAAGGUGGGCGUGUCUGCGGGGCGGGACGCGUGCGUGGGCGCGUUGUGCCGCAGCGCGCUGCCCGCGCAGUACGCUGCCGGAGCCCUGGGCGCGUGCCCCUGGAGGCGCGAGCCCGCCGCGCCCGAGCCCGACUGCCGGCACCACGUCGUGUGGGUCGGGACGCCGCUGCCCUCGGCCGCGCCGGCCUCUGGACAGCAGCAGUCCUUCGUGAUGGUGACGUCAAGACACGUGACCGCCAUGAAGGCGCUACUGUGCGCGGCGCAGCGCGACGGUGACGUCAUACAGCAGGCCUGGUUCCCGGUUCUAACCACGCUGCAGCAUUUGGUCUGGAUCUUGGGUCUGAAGCCGUCGACAGGUGGCAGUAUGAAGGCCAGUCGCGCCAGUGCAGACGCCAACGCGGUAAUGAGCACGUCCGCGGUAAUGGCAGACUUGCCCGUUCAGCAAGUUCCCGUCGCAGAGUCCCUCGGAGUCAUGAGCGCUCUGUCAGCAAUGCUGUCCCGGGUGUUCGAGUCUUCCAAGGACUUGGACGACGUGGCUCUGCACCACCUAAUCGACGCGCUGUGCAAGCUCUCCAAUGAGGCCAUGGAACUGGCCUAUUCGAAUCGGGAGCCAUCGUUGUUUGCCGUUGCGAAACUUCUAGAAACAGGCCUAGCGAACAUGCACCGGAUAGAGGUGAUGUGGAGGCCCAUCACCAACCACUUGUUGGAGGUGUGUCAGCACCCGCACAUCAGGAUGCGGGAGUGGGGAGUCGAAGCCAUCACGUAUCUAGUUCAAGCAGCAUUCCAGUACCACCAUAAUAAUCCCGUUCAUGUAACUGAUGCCCGGUCCCGGCUGCUGCUGGAGCCGCUGGCGGAGCUGUGCUCGGUGCGGCACGCGGACGUGCGCGCGCGCCAGCUGGAGUGCGCGGCGCGGCUGCUGCACUCGCGCGGGGACCAGCUGGGCGCCGCCUGGCCGCUCAUGAUGCAAGUCAUCUCCGCCAUCUCCGAGCACCACAGCGAGCAGCUAAUCAGGUCGGCGUUCCAGUGCGCGCAGGUGGUGGCCGGCGACCUGCUGGGCUGCGCCGGCCCGCGCUGCCUGCGCCGCGUGCUCAACACGGCCGCCGCCUUCGCGCUGCAGACCAAGGAGCUCAACAUCAGCCUCACCGCCGUCGGACUCAUGUGGAAUAUAUCGGACUACCUGUACCACAACCGCGACAAGCUGGUGGCGGCGCUGGCGGGCGACGCGGCUGCGUGUCCCGAGGCGCCGCAGCACGACGAGCUGCCGCCGCUCGACCGCCUCUGGAUGUGCCUCUACAUCAGGCUUAGCGAGCUGUGCACGGAGCCCCGCGCCCCGGUCCGGCGCGCCGCCAGCCAGACGCUGUUCAGCUGCAUCGGCGCGCACGGGGCGCUGCUCGGCAAACCCGCCUGGCGCGCCCUGCUCGCCGUGCUCUUCCCCAUGCUCGAGCAGGUCCAGAAACAAUCGAACAUUGCGAGCUGCGAGAAGGUGGACACCGGGGAGCACAUCCUCAUACAUCACACGAGAAACACGGCGCAGAAACAGUGGGCGGAGACCCAGGUGCUCACGUUAUCGGGGGUGUCGAGAGUCUUCCACUCCCGCUUCCAACUCCUGACGACGGUGGGAGACUUCAAUAGAUCCUGGGCGAUCCUGCUGGGCUACAUAACCGACUUUGCCUUACAGAAGAGUCACGAGGUGUCGGUGGCGGCGCUGAAGUCGUUCCAGGAGGUGGUGUCGGCGGCGGGGCGCGCGGGGGGGCUGCCGCGCCGCGUGUGGGACGCCGCGUGGGCCGCCUGGACCGACAUCGCCGCGGCGCUGCCGGACCGACACCGCGAGCCCCCGGUGACGGAGGACGGCAAGCCAGGCGAGGAGUACGCGCCCUCCCAGAGCUUCCUCACGACCCUCGUGCAAAUAUUCCCGCUUAUAUUCCAGCACAUACGGCCCACGUUCACGGCGGCGGACGUGGAGCGGCUGGGCGCGUGCCUGGCGCACGUGUGCCGCAUCGAGCCCUCCGCCUCGGCCUCCGCCCUGGACGGGUCCGCCGGGCUCGCCGUCAGCCUGCACGCCCUGCACUGCCUCGACACCGUGCACAAGGAGGCGCUGGUCCGGCACGAGCUGCUGGGCGCGAUGUUCGUGGCGCUGACGUCACUGGCGGGCGCGGGCGCGGGUGCGGGCGCGCGCUGCCUGUCCGCCGCCGUGGCGCUGUACCGGGCCGCGCCGCAGCCCAGCGCCCCCGUGCUGCCGCAUCUCUUGCAGGCUCUGCACUCGGCGGUCAAGAAGUGCGGGCAGGAGAAACGUCGCAGACCCUCGGAACAAGUGGACGAGGCGUCGCAAAUAGCGGCCCUAUUACUACAGGUAUUGGAAACCGGUCUACCACUAGCGAGAGAAAAGCCAGACGACUACAAAGAGUUCUGGGAGACGCUUCCCGGAGUGCUCGAGACGUUCCUGUUUGAGCCACCUACGGGGAUGGGCGCGGGUGCGGGCGCGCUCGUGGCGUGCGUGCGCGGCGCGGCGCUGGCGGGGCGCGUGCCGGGCGCGGCGCUGGGCCGCCUGCUGGCGCUGGUGCGGGCCGCCGCGCUGCACCACGCGCCGCCGGACCGCACGCAGACCGACCAAGAACUGAAAGAGAGGGAAGAAUUCGCCCGGACGUGCUUCGAGACGCUACUGCAGUUCUCUAUGGUGGAGAACGUCGACUCCAUUUCCGGGGAUGACAAUGAUUCUGACCCGCUAGCCAUAAUGACGUUGCUGGACAGGUUCCAAGAGAUCAUAAUGAAGUAUGCAGAGGAUGAGCACGACACAGAGCCUCUGCCAAGACAUCAACUAUCGGAGAUAUCGUUUGUACUGAAAGCCAUAGCGACGCUGGCGGAGUCCAUGAAGAAAGCGCCCCCCGGGAAAGUGGACGCGGCGGCCUGGCGGAAGUUAAUAGACGCGUAUGGUGGGUUGGCGCGGCUGGCGGCGAGCGGGCGGGCGCGGGGCGCGGGGGGCGCGCUACGGGCCGCGCUGUUGCACUACGCCGCACUAUUGGCGCCGCCCUAGGCCCGCACACAACGAGCCGAGCCGCCCUCAUUCCAAAAAUGGCCGAACUAUAUAACGUAUGACGUCACUUCGGGCCACAACUAAAGGCUUCGUCUAACAGAACGCGUACUUAGCGCCGCGUUUUAACGGCGCGCUCUUUACACGUCACACAAAUCGACUAGAUGAACCCAACGCUACUUGACGCGACGUAACAUCCGCCAAAUCAUAGUGCCUUUCGAUAGCAGUCUGAAAAUUUAAAAGUAUUAAGAUGUCGAGUGAUUCAGAUGUGGCAUGGGUAUUUUCUAACUAAUUCUAUUAAUUAUUCGGGCAUUAUCCAGUAUUUUAAUACAAAUUCACUCGGAGGCUAAAAUAAAAUUCAACACAUCUCGGCGCGCGUUAAGUAUGCGCUCUGUUUGACGAAGCCUUAAGAUCUUGCACUAACACACGAAGACUAAAACGUUUAGUGAAUUAAAAUAUAAGUAAUUAAUGUUAAACGAUGAAUAGUGGUUUAAAUGAUUGCUUUAAAUUAUUCAUAGUUCCCUGUAAGUACUUUCCCUUUGCCUAUCUAGAUAGGUUAAAAAGUAAACAACGCCAUCUUGCGCCAGUGAGGCGUAAUUUUUACUAUCCCAUAGAAGACUUUGUUUACUGAAGAUUUAAAUUUUUGAAAUGCAUGAUCCCCUAUGAUCCUUAUUUAGCAGAACAAUUUUGAAUGAGAAUUUUUAUUUAAGUGUAGUAGCAUGUAUUUGCUUUAUUAGUUUUGAAUUUACAAAUAUUACUAAUGAUAUCCAAUUAAUAAUUUGAUUCAGUAUUUACGAAGCACUGUUUUAAUUGACAUUUACAGCAUUGCGAGUCGUUUUGAAAUAAACACACACACAAAUCUACCUUCUAAAAAAUAUAAUAUUUAUAUAUUAACUUAAAAAAAUACACAAAUACAGCACUUGAACAUUCAAUCGAACCUGUACAAAAUGUAAAUUUGUUCAUUAAUAAAAUUAAACAAAAAAAUCGUAAUAAAUGUCUUUAAAGUUGUGUCAUUUUCUUUGUAAUUUAAUUUAGAAUUAUACCAAUACUGUUAUUAGAUAUUCGAUGCGGAAUGAUAUGAAUUUAAAAAAAAAUAUUGUCAAGUAAUUUGACAUAAGUAAGUACUGAAAGGAAUGUCGGGUGGUACUGGUGGUAGACCUCUUGUGAGUCCGCGCGGGUAGGUACCACCAGCUUCCCUAUUUCUACCGUGAAGCAGCAAUGCGUUUCGGUUUGAAGGGCGGGGCAGCCAUUCUAACUAUACUGUUAUAAUUAUACUAAUUUAUUCUUACCUUAGAACUUUAUAUCUCAAGGUGGGUGGCGGCAUUUGCCUUGUAGAUGUCUAUGGGCUCCAGUAACCACUUAACACCAGGUGGGUUGUAAGCUCGUCCACCCAUCUGGUUUUUAUCAGCAAUAAAAAAGUCUGGUGUCAGUACGGAGAACCCUUUACGUAGUAAAAUUAAACAAAAAUCUCAUUGAAAUAUCUAUAACGUAAUAUUAUUGCAUCUUGCACUGCGCGCAAUAGAAUUGAAAACAUGGUGCACGGGUCAACGACCCUAUUGCGAAGACUCUUUCGCUUGCCGCCCCACUAGAUGUGCGUCUUGAAUAAUUAAAACGAAAAAUAUUCACUCAAAGACGAAGUUAUCAAACCGUAUAGUAGGCUAUUUUUUUUUAUAUUGUGUUAUAUGAAAAACAAUAUGGAGCGAAAAAUUAUAUAAAGUUGAUUUGAUACUGCAAUCAAUUGGAAUUAAUAUUAAUGAAACGAGAUGAGAUGGGAUGAAAUAUAAUCUCAGUAAAAUGGUAGUAAAAUACGUACUAAAUAGUAAACGGUAAAAUACUGAGAAUUAUUCAGUGGACUUUUUUGAUAAACCCGAUAAGUUACAUCUAGCGGCUUUGUUUCAUUUUCCCACAUUUGUGCACUUUCUCAGAUAUUAAACAGUUAAUAAACCACCGUUAUUACACAUUUUAAACCUGAAGAAAUACUAAAUAGACAAAAUAAAACAAAACACAAAAACUUCACUCCUCGCGUUCCCGCCAAAAAGUCCCCAAAAAAAGACAAGUAUCACAUCUCACAGAUUAAAUAUCUUUGAGGCAGAGGCUACACUUUUUACAUGCCAGUGAUUAUGUUGAUGCUUUGAAAAUCACAGUAAAUAAAUAUAUAUUUUAAUAUGUUUUAUUUAUUUAUUAUAUGUUAUAAAUAUGUUUUCAGAUAUUUUUUAGUAACCACUAAUUACUUUUUAUUCAAUGCCUAUUGCGCCUCAGCGAUAUACGAACUCAAGACAAUUACAAUCAUUUCUAUUGUUAGGUUACUGUACUGUAAAACUGUGACUUAGAUCUCAGGUCUUAAGGUACGUUGCGGAAUUUACGUUGUUGAUGUCCAUGGGCUCCGAUGACCGCUUAACACCAAGUGGUCGGUGAGCUCGUCCACUACCUAAGCAAUAAAAAUUGUAGGUAUUAAGGUAGAAGCCAUACCCCGUUCCCUUUGCACCCUGUAUACAGCCUGUUAUUCCUUACCACUCAAUUAUGUACAAGUUACCAACACUAUUGAAAUAAAUAAACAUUUUACGAAUUCGUCUUUAUAGGCCUAUUUAGAUUCACAGUCGAUUGAAUUUAAUUUAAGAAAUCAUUUUUUUUAUUUUUUAUUUCAAAGUCGAUAGCGGUAGCCAUAUUGUUCAUAAACAUUAGCUUUAAGGUAAAUUUCAUGAUGUGAUUAUAUUUGUUUUAUAGAAAAAUGAAAUAAUAAAAUGUUCUUUAUUGUUUUCAUUACUUUCCUCUUCAUAUUAAAUGUUUUAUUUUUAUUUAUUUUGGGAAAAUAUCACAACGUGAAACUUAAUGAAACACAAUGUAAAUAAAACUUCCAUUUUCACUGUUUGUAUUCAGAUUUUUUUAUUUAAAUAAAUGUUAAAUAGUUGUCAUUUUUGUGUUGAUGUAAUCUGAUUACAUCUGUAUUUGCGUGUGAAUAAAUAUAUUAACUGAC
Messenger RNA from Bombyx mori (domestic silkworm), 7949 nucleotides. It is a transcript of the gene mon2, whose product is annotated as protein MON2 homolog. Bases 155 to 4978 code for a protein of 1607 amino acids. NCBI's taxonomy places the organism in Eukaryota, Metazoa, Arthropoda, Insecta, Lepidoptera, Bombycidae. The record is from RefSeq and is a predicted model, not a curated record. The transcript is spliced from 38 exons.